Suillus clintonianus is the source of this 597-nucleotide messenger RNA. RefSeq lists its product as uncharacterized. The transcript is spliced from 3 exons. Lineage: Eukaryota; Fungi; Basidiomycota; Agaricomycetes; Boletales; Suillaceae. The record is from RefSeq and is a predicted model, not a curated record. Bases 1 to 597 code for a protein of 198 amino acids.
AUGUCCAGUUAUUCCAGUUGUUCAAUGUCAACCGACUCCGAGAGGGUUCAGCCGACUGGCACUCAUAAGAUUCACUACAACGCUCUGAGCGACUAUGACUUUGUGCUCAAGACACCGAAACCCAUUGAUAUCUCGCUGGCGCUACCGCACUAUCGUGCGCGCAACCAACCAGUCGACCACCGUCUGGCCAUGUUCAUCAGUACCGAGAUGUCGCCAAUUAAGCUUAAAGUUUGCCGCUCUGUGCCUCGCUGCAAGUUUUUCCUCGACAUCCGCACCACCGCUUCCAACGUGACCGUUUGGUUGCCUUCGGAUUUCCGGGGUCAUAUUCGUUGCUCGGGCACACCAUCUUUCUCAGCUGGUUUUGUCAACCGCUUGAUGGCAAAUUGCCGAGUUAAUGAAGCAAUGUCGAUGGAUGACAAUUGGGACGGAGAUGAAGUGUGGGUCGAUACCCGUGGUCUCGUGACGUUCAGGAUGUGGGACGUUCACACCAACGCUCCAGAGAGCCAGCCCAAAGAAACGUUGAAACGCAUUUUCAGUUCGACUUCUAAGAAAUUACCGGAAAGGAGCAUUAAUUGGGAUUUUCUUCUUGAGGAUUAA